This is a messenger RNA of Mya arenaria, 3030 nucleotides long. RefSeq names its product G-protein coupled receptor dmsr-1-like. Lineage: Eukaryota; Metazoa; Mollusca; Bivalvia; Myida; Myidae. The record is from RefSeq and is a predicted model, not a curated record. The transcript has 4 exons. Bases 414 to 1625 code for a protein of 403 amino acids. Gene Ontology annotation, molecular function: G protein-coupled peptide receptor activity. Gene Ontology annotation, biological process: G protein-coupled receptor signaling pathway. Gene Ontology annotation, cellular component: membrane.
UUACUGUUCUUGUAGCUGUUCAUAGAGAUAUCAUAGCAUUAGUAUUGAAUUCUAGAGGUCAUUUGAGCUGGUGAUUGUCAACUUUCAAUGGUUGACAUUUGAUGUUUGAUCCUUCUGGAUAUUUGAGUCUGCUGGAUCAGUCCUGUGCUGUAUUGGACAUAAUUCUGGGUUAAGCCAAAGUCUGACUGUCUUUUAGUGGUACAAAGGACAGAAAAAGGUCAUAGACGUUGCAGAAACAUCCAAAGGCCUGCCCGACCUUGUGGUUAGCUUAGGUUGUUAACGGGACAAAUACACACGAAGCGUUCUAGAACCUUCGACAUACUGUGGCUCUCAGGCUUAGAGGAUAAUUCGAACUUGUCGUGAAAAGUUCUCAUUCUUUUCAACAGCUCAAACAAAACGCGAGUGUGCGUAUUAUGAGCAAAAGUGGUUAUUAUGUCAAUGCCAAUGCUACCGAUUUUAUAUUCUAUGAUUAUGAAAAUUCAACCAUUACGCCUGGUAAAAUGGGAAAUUACGUCAUGGGAGCUCCUGAGGCACCCGCGUUACAAACGUUUGAAAAUUCUUACAAACCUAUACAUGGCUACUUAGCCGCUAUCGUAUGUGUGUUUGGUGUUCUAGCAAAUGUUUUGAAUAUAAUUGUUCUGACUAGGAAGAACAUGAUUUCUUCGACUAAUAUUAUAUUAACUGGUCUUGCUGUGUCUGAUGGAUUAACAAUGGCGUUUUAUUUUCCGUUUGCCCUACAAAUGUACGUCAUACAUGGGAUAUCGGCAAGUCCGGACCGCGAUACCGAGGCAAAUGCCAAGUAUACUUUGACCUACGCCAUUGCAAGUGUAAUAUUACAUUCAAUAUCAAUUUGGCUGACUGUUACGUUGGCCGUGUUCCGGUAUGUGUUUAUUCGGUUCCCGCGCAUUGGAGCACAAUACUGCAACAUUCAACGUGCAAAAACGGCUGUAAUCAGUGUUGCAAUUGUUGUAACGAUCGUAUGUAUACCAAAUUCAAUCUCAUACGAGUUCAAGUCACAAUCGAUUGAACCACCAGCAAAUUCGUCAAACAUGACUUCGCAUCCUUCGCUGUGGUGGAUUGAUGUCAGAAACAGUACACACAGUGACGUCGUUCUGCAGAAGUUUAAUUUCUGGGUACAGGCCGUUUUGGUUAAACUACUGCCCUGUUUCUUGUUGACGAUAUUCAGCGUUCUGCUUGUACGGACGAUGCAAAAUGCGGAAAAUCGCCGGAAGAAAAUGAUGACCAAAAACUCAGUUGCGGACGGGGAAACCCAGCCAAUCGGAGGUUCGACCUCGUCUUCAAAACGUUCCCGGCGUUCUCAGCGAACAACCCGGAUGCUAUUGACCGUAGUGAUUCUAUUUUUAGUAACCGAGACGCCGCAAGGAAUAAUGAAUUUACUGAGCGGCCUCAUACAGGACUUUUUUCACCACAUCUAUACACCAUUAGGGGAUUUGUUGGAUAUCCUGGCCUUGAUAAAUAAUGGAAUUAACUUUGUACUAUACUGUACUAUGAGCAAGCAAUUUCGAGACACAUUCAUCUCUAUAUUUUGUCAGUGUUUUCCGAAAAUGGUGGAGGGUCGAAAACUUCAAACAGUCACCACUACUAUGGUAACUGAAGGACUCUGAUUAGGAUACAGUAGUUUUAGAAUUCGAUGUUGUAAUUUUAUGGGAUGCAUGUGAUAGCUACUGAUUUAUGGUAAUAUCAUAUUAAUGUAAUUUCCACCUUACCAUAAACCAUUUCGUGUUUGAUAUUUGAGAUAUAAUCCUUGUUGUUAUCUAUGUUUGUUUCCUAAGCUGAUUGCUACUUUCGCAACAUUGAUUAACUUUAAUUGUUUGUUGCAUACUGUAUAUAAUUUCAUUCACAUCUAUCUAUAAACAUAUAUUAUAAAAGUUUUAUAUAAAACCCUUUUUAUUGUAAACACUGUGAAGUAGCAAGAGACCUCUCUUUGAAAGCUCGUUAUUUUGAUUUUGUAUAAACUCAAUAAAUUGCAUAUGUUAACCCCUUAAAACAAUUACCGUACGUAAGUUUAAUAUAUGGUUAAACUAUAUCAUAAAGUCUCAACAAUAACUAUGUAUGUAUAAUAUUAUAUUUUAUUGCAUUGUAUAAUGUUUUAGUAUACUACUUAUAAUGUUGAUACUUGUUCGCUUUAUCUUAUAUAUUUCUUGUAUUCAGUAUAAUUAUAAAUACGCUAGAACAUUUUACUACCAUUUAUUUCUAAAAUUAAAUUGUUAUUUUUUUUUUUUUAAUUAAUUGCAUUAGGUAGGUAACGCCUCUUUUGAAGUUUUUGGUGAUAUAAUUCUACAUUUAAUCGAAUACUGUGCGUGGGCUAAGCAGAGAUGAAACAAAAAUAAACGUUUUGUGAAAGAACGAGCCGCUGCGACAUGUCCAUUAACAGUAUUCUUGCUGCAAUGCCAAUACGACAUUACUCCUUCUGUGGAAUAAAAACAAUAUUGAAAAUGUUAAACACAUUUCUUUAGCAAAUUUUUGACGUAAGUCAUUUUGCUAAAAUUAGAAUCGGACUGGUCACAUGAUUUAAUAAAUUAAACCUUCUUAGUUUUUAAAGUCUAAUUGAUGAUAUACAUUAGAUGUAAUUAAAACACCUGUGGUUGUGUUUAAGUUUUACUUUGACUAUCCUAAGAAAUUGACUUAGGUCAAGACAUGACUAACGAUGUUUUAUGAAUACCGGCGCCAAGUUCAGAAGUGACAUGCUAGUAUUUACCUUCAAAUACAUAGAUAAAUUUAACCCUUUUCGGCCAUUUUCAUCACAUAUAUAUAUUUAUAUGUGUCAGUAUUGAUGUCAAUCACAAAGAAUCACUACCAGAACUUUCUGACUGUGUAAACUUAUUGUACAAACAUUUUAUAAUUUUAACAUAAUGUUAGUGUUGUUCAUGUUUAUAGCUUUGUAUAAACCUUAUCUAUGAAUAUCAAUGUUGUCAAUGUGAAAAGUGUGGCUGUAUUUUGAGUAUAAGCUUUUCAUUAUAUUUAUUCAUGUUUAUCUAGAAAUGAUUGUUCUGAAUAAAUACUAUGUAU